UUCGCUUGGGCGUGCAAAGUAUGCGAAUAAUUAUUUGGUUCGCAAAGUGAACUUCAUAUAAAAGCCAGUAGUCUAAACAGAAAAUAUCAAUAUUCACUCCACACUUCAAUCGUAACGAAGUACAAUCCAAAAUAAUCAACAUGCUCAAAUUGUUCGCUGUUUGCUUCUUGGCUCUCUUCGCUGUUGCCUUCGGUGCUGCUAAGCCCGGUUUGUUGGCUGCUCCAUUGGCUUACUCCGCUCCAUUAGCUGCUGCUCCCAUUGCUCAUGCUUAUGCCGCUCCAGUUGCCGCUGCUUACUCCGCUCCUCUCGCCUACACCGCCGGAUAUGCUGGUUACGUCGCACCCUAUGCCAGCAGCUACAAUGCUCACUCGAUCGCCCACUCUGCUGCUUUCCCCGCUGCCUAUGCCGCUGCUCCAGUAGUUGCUGCCCCAGCGCCCGCGGUUGCUUUGCUCCGCAAAUAGAUAUGAAAUCGUGUGAUGCUUGCUUAAGGAGAAUUCUGUUUUCUAGAACUGAUACGCCAAAUGUUGCGAAGCGGAAUAAAAUGAACCUGAAGAUUACAUAAAAUAGCCUCGAAA
This is a messenger RNA of Zeugodacus cucurbitae (melon fly), 575 nucleotides long. RefSeq names its product pupal cuticle protein C1B-like. The transcript has 2 exons. NCBI's taxonomy places the organism in Eukaryota, Metazoa, Arthropoda, Insecta, Diptera, Tephritidae. Bases 141 to 461 code for a protein of 106 amino acids. The record is from RefSeq and is a predicted model, not a curated record.